AUGUCAAGUGAGCAAGGUGGCGACUCGUAUGGAGUCGCAAAGCCGCGUCGAAAACGAGUAAGGUGGGACUGCAAUGGAAGGCGCAAGCGCGUUACGGCUACCGCAUUUGUUAGCGAUUUCCUCCCAGCGCCACAGGCUAACAAGGUUUCAGAUGAUGUGCCAAAGUCUCCAAGAGAGCGAAAGGGGCACUUUGGGAACCAAAACCCACCGGCCUCACAGAAGGUGCCCGUCCGGCUAAAGCCCACUGUGACGCGCCAGGUAGGCCCCGGUAAAACGUUGCAUGCGGGCAAAAAGCAUUUUUUAGCCAAGGGUAAGCUGCGCAACCCGGACGGUCCCUUCAAUCAUAGGGCACGUUAUUCGAAAUUUAAGCGGUCUAUUGUUGAGCUACGACGCGAAGUGUUUGAAUCGCUUAUAAACGGAGAUCAGCAAAGCAGUAUACAGGACGCUCUGGCGGCAGUUGCAGUCGGUAGCUCAGUAACUUCUUCAUCGGAAAAUACUGCACUGACUUCACCCAGUCAUACGCUACAACCUCUUCAAGCACUCGUCGGGAAGUUGCAUUCCCUGUACGCUAGAUUACACAGUGAAAUGAACCGUAAAUCUUACGUGAAGGCGGCGCGCUGCCUCACAACUAUCCGCAGACUGCGGAAGCGUUUGAACAAAACUGCCUUGGGGUGGAAAGGGGGCGUGAUUACAGUAAAUACGGGAGCCACGCGGGAGGAUGCUCCGACUGUGGAACCUGACAGGAGCCAAACGCGGGGAGAAUGCAACGAGGGCGCCUCAGCAGGGAAGCAGGGGGACUCAGAAGGUGCUGCCAAGGCUGAUAACGUUGGCUCCGACGGCGAACCGAAUUUUGUUAAUUUUUACCCCUCCUUAUCCCUAAUGGGGAUCGGCACACAUCCACUGACGGCCGUUAUUGACCAGCGAAGUGGGCGCCACCCACGGCAGCUCACUGCUAGUGAAGUGGCUCAGUUGCACAAUACCACACCGGACUUGUUGGUGGCUGCUGCCAACAGCAACAAACCCAGAAAUCCGAUCCCUAGGUAUCUCGUCUCUUCUUGCGCUAACAUUCUAACGGACAGGUUGGACGAUAUCGUUUUUACUAUCCUUCAGCGGCAGUACACUCUUCAAAAGCGUAUGAAAAAGGAGAAACCACUCCAAUUCAAGGCCAGAAAGUUCUAUUCGACCGGAAUGAGGGAAACCUUACGGGCGCUCAGGGCUGCUGCCACUCGGAUUCCUGUUGUACUAAUUGCUUCAGACAUUGAGUUAAACGGCACUCUCAGUCCAAACAUAGACAAAGAGUUCUGCGUUGAAAGAGAAGGGACUGCAGAGAAUGUGGUAGCCACCGUUAGCAGGUCGCAACACAAAACGGUAGGGGAGCUUGGGGUUAGUGGAACACUCGAGGAGAUACACUCCCACUGUGUGAAGGGCAAUAUCCCACUCGUCACGUGUAUGAGUAGGCGCAAGUUGGCGUACGCACUUUUUGCAAAAGGAUGCAAUAUAUCCAUUGUUGUCCUUCAUUCGGCUGAAGGAGUUCAUGAAGAGGUAAGGGCAUUACGGCACUACGCCCACCAACUUUGCGAGCAGUACCGACGCAUAACUCCUUCAGAACAGGGUACUUAA
Messenger RNA from Trypanosoma brucei brucei TREU927, 1620 nucleotides. RefSeq lists its product as hypothetical. The record is from RefSeq and is a predicted model, not a curated record. The transcript has a single exon. Lineage: Eukaryota; Euglenozoa; Kinetoplastea; Trypanosomatida; Trypanosomatidae. Gene Ontology annotation, cellular component: ribonucleoprotein complex. Bases 1 to 1620 code for a protein of 539 amino acids. Gene Ontology annotation, molecular function: ribonucleoprotein complex binding; mRNA 3'-UTR binding; selenocysteine insertion sequence binding. Gene Ontology annotation, biological process: selenocysteine incorporation.